ACCAGUGCAACUAUGAAGUUCACUCUGCUGGUCGUGCAUUCGGUAUUCAGCUUGCUCUGCAUCAGUCAGCAAGUAGAGUCCGCCCGGAUCUUAGUGGUUAUCCCGACACCAUCAUACAGCCAUCAGAUUCCGUAUCGAAGAUUAUGGCUCGAGUUGCACGAACGCGGCCACGCAAUAGUGCUCGUCACAACGGAUCCGAUCCCGAACAUAGACUCGAAGACGUUCCAACAAAUCGACGUUAGUAAAUCGUACGAGACCUUGCGCAACCUUGAUUUCAUGAAGAAUCGUUUUAAAAGGAUGUCUUGGCUGACGUUCACAGAGGAGUAUCUGUAUGACAGGGGAUCUGAUUUCGUAAACGUUGUGCUGAACCACACGGAUAUGAAAACGAUCUACGCACCCAACAGCACGCGAAAAAUCGACCUUGUGAUGGUUGAAUUUCUGUCGAUGCCAGCCCUCUACGCCUUGGCUCAUAGAUUCGACGCACCUUUGAUAGGGUUGAGCUCACUGGGAAUUAUUUCACUGAAUCAACACGCACUCGGUGGUCUGGUAUUGCCAUCGCACGAGUACAGCUGGGAACUGGAGGCGAACACAGGAACGAAUAAGCCAUUUUAUAAGAGGCUACAAAAUUUUCUUAAACUCUGGCGGUUCUUGUAUAUUACCUACCGUGAUCUCUUCCCACGUCAGCAGAAAUUAGCGGAAGGAUACUUCGGCCCCUUGCCUCCGUUGCUCGACAUACUAAAGAACACCAGUGUUGUAUUUGUCAACCAAGCCGAUGCCAUAACGCCAGCCAGACCGAAGCUUGCGAACAUGAUCACCUUCACGACUACCCACGUUGAGAAGACCCCGACUCCUUUGUCCGCGGAUCUGAAACGCUUCGUGGAUAACGCAACCGAAGGAUUUAUCUACUUCAAUCUGGGUAGCAACGCUAUGAGCUCGAGCAUGCCUACAGAUACCUUACAAAUCUUCCUUGAUGUAUUUUCCAAACUGCCCUAUAAAGUUGUGUGGAAGUUCGAGAGGGAUAUGGCCAACAAGCCCGAUAACGUCUUUACUGAAAAAUGGCUACCACAACAGAGCAUUCUUGCGCACCCCAAUAUUAAGCUGUUCAUCUAUCAAGGAGGACUACAAAGUACUGAGGAGGCGAUACACUUUUCGGUACCUCUAAUAGGAAUGCCGAUAUUAGCGGAUCAAGACUACCAAAUACUCAGAUUGGAGGCCCUCGGUGUUGCAAAAUACAUCGACAUCUUGACUAUCACAAGUGAAGAAUUGGAGAGUGCCAUUCAAGAGAUCAUAAUUAAUAAAGAGUACAAAGAAAAGAUAAUCGCAUUGAAAAAGCUCGUGAACGAUACCCCGUACGAUAUGACCGGGAACCUAGUAUGGUGGGUUGAGUACGUGAUUCGCAAUAAAGGCAUUCCUCACCUUCGUUCGAACUUGGCACAUCAACCGUGGUACCAGUACUGCGACAUGGACAUCGUGGUAUUCCUAACGAUCGUGUCCGUUUUAAUCAUUUUAAGCAUAACUGGCAUCAUCGCGAAAUUGGUCGUGCGCUCGUACAAUUAUUACCAUAGGAUAACUGCUCCCAGCAAACAAAAAAUCAGAUAACUAGAAAUCGGUAAAGCAGAAAGUUGGAAGUAUGAAUGAACCACGAACAGCAUCACACUAAGUAUAACUAUAAAUUUAUCAAUUAUAUUUAGUUAUGCGUUUUAUGGCAAAUUAGACUGAUCGAUUCGGUAGUUAUUGAUUCAGUCGGAGCUAGGGAGAUACGUUGUUGGUGUGUAGUAAUUAGUUUACGAACAGAGUGAGCCAGAAUUGUUCAAACUGUGCUCAAACUUUAUAUUGUUGAUUUAGUUCACUAUAACUCAAAUAAUUCUUUAAUAGUAUAUGUGUAACGAGAUGUGCUGUUUACGUAAAUAUAUAAUGAAUGGGAAUUGGACAACGCAAUGUGUAUGACUUGACCAUGUUUGUUCCUAGUAACAGGGACACGAUUUAAUCGAUUCGUUUUGUUGUAUGUGUGACCAUUCAUCGAUGGUACUGCCUGAAUGAUGUAACAAAAAAUAAAAAUAUUUUUGUUUUGCAAACA
Molecule: messenger RNA, 2077 nt
Organism: Megalopta genalis
Lineage: Eukaryota; Metazoa; Arthropoda; Insecta; Hymenoptera; Halictidae
Product: UDP-glycosyltransferase UGT5
Molecular function (GO): UDP-glycosyltransferase activity
Source: RefSeq, a predicted model, not a curated record